This is a messenger RNA of Cyphellophora europaea CBS 101466, 3369 nucleotides long. RefSeq lists its product as uncharacterized. The record is from RefSeq and is a predicted model, not a curated record. Gene Ontology annotation, molecular function: protein-folding chaperone binding; ATPase inhibitor activity. Gene Ontology annotation, cellular component: cytoplasm. The transcript has a single exon. NCBI's taxonomy places the organism in Eukaryota, Fungi, Ascomycota, Eurotiomycetes, Chaetothyriales, Cyphellophoraceae. Bases 1 to 3369 code for a protein of 1122 amino acids.
AUGCUGGGCCGGCUGAUCCAGGGCUAUGGCAAGGGCCCUUCGAACCUCGAGUCCACGACCGAAGAGGCCCACAGUCGCUCCCUGCUAUGGCCUUCGCACAUCGUCGACUACAAUCGAGGUCUCCCUUCCUCGCCACCCAGUACACCUAUAAGCUCUUCUGCCGUCCGCAUUGGCCCAUUUGAUGACAGAGGUGGAAUUGAGAUCAACCAGUCCAGAGAUUUCCGAGUCAUUAUUGCUCAAGAUGCGUUUGGCACACUGGACAAGCAAUUGGUCUUAUUCGAUUCGCACAAAACCUCGCCGGAUCCAAGUGGGGGACGAGUCUCCACCGGCCCUAAGAGUAUACCGAGGGACAAUGCUAAAGUUCGCAUACAGCCUCAGCAACCUGCUGCUCAUCAGCGCAAUAGAAGCUCCACAAUCGCAGGCCCUCCCAGCGCAUGGUCACGCCCAAAUCGGGAGCCUGAAGCUGACGACAAGGUAAAUCGCUUAUUGGAGUGCAUGUUUGGCAACACGAGCACAACCAAAAGCGACUCCAGUACCAAAAUGCACAUCCUCUACUCCGGACGGGACUCGAGGAGCACAGAAGCUCCGAACUCAAUGGCUACCUCGGCUCGUCCUCCCUUCGUCAAAGCUCUGACAUCAAGCCAGCCUGCUGCAAAUGGCAGGGGGCUUCGGACUGUAGGCCAGGAGGCCGUCUCCAACGAAGACGUGAUACUGAUUACGAGACUGUUCGCCGUUCCGCUGCCCGAUUCCCAGGAACCUGUCCCUUCUCGAUCCAAGUCUGGUGAUCAAGGAAACCUGAUCACGUCUCCCACUAGCGAGGAUGGAUCUGCCGUGAAGCGCACUAAGCUAAUAGAAAAAAAGACACCCAUGUAUGCUGUGGCGCUGCUGGUAACUUUACCCCCCGAGGAAGCCCGCUUACCCUUCUCGCGGCCUCCUUCUCGCAUGUCGAUGGCCUCUUCCUCGUAUCCAAAUUCCUUUGGUUCCGAUUUUGCGUCAUCCUGGACUCUUCUCGAAGCUAUUUCGGAUUCCUUAGCUUCGUCAACUCGUUCAUCCAAGCAGUUUGACAGGCGCAUCGAUGCACUCACAAGCGUUUGGGAUGUCAUACUGAGAGGACUUUCAGACGUUGAAGCCGUUGCCAAGACUGAAAUCCGGACGUUGCUUCAAUUGGUCAACCGUGAGCUCAUGUCCUCGAUGGUCAAAAUACCCAAAGGGCCAAAUGAGCAGCGAACCAAUCAACGCAAUAUCUAUCUCUCCCAAAGCUUCGCUUUGGCCCAUGUUGCAGCUCUUCACCGGUCUAGUAAACAUGUUGUGCAGCGUAUCAGCUUGGCCCUGCGGAUUCCCAAGGCUGUCACUGGAACAGGAUUUGUCGACGGGCAUUGGAUUGACGAAGCACGCUAUCUCGUACAAAUCUGCGGAUCCAAGACGCAGAACUACUUUUUCUUCAACUUAUUGACCGCCUUUCUGGGCAACCAUACAGAGUGGUUGGAGGGAAGCGGCUUUCGAUGGGCAUUCAAAGCCAAGAAAGCCGAAAAUGAAGUUGAUUCAGAUCGCGACUCGUGCUCUCGGACGGUCAUUGUUGCUGAUCAUAGAUCAUUGGCGCGGCGUCUGGUCUUUUUGCUGGCAUCCUUCCUGCCUACAUCCUCGGGUUUGAGCCCCUUUGAGCAACAAGCACAACAAUUCAAGUCGCCCCUUGCCACUCCGGGCCUGCCGUCCUCUUCGCCACUGAAACAUAUCAAAUACGCGGAUCCCAGAGCAUCAGAUCUCAGCAGGCAUGGCCAUCACGUUUCAUUUGGUAUAACGGACACUACGAACCUUUCUACCAGCGCUUCGUCGACCGGUAGUGUUGGCCACGCCUCGGCCCGUCGCAAUCGUCCGCAACUCGAACGUAAGGACUCGGACGCGGUGUCGGUCAGGACAGCUUCUCGUUUUCCAACUGUCAACUCCAGCACACAUCUACGUAAAACCAGCGCCGCCAACUCGGCUAUGACUCCUGACCCGGUCACCUCUCUUCCCUACUUCUCAGCUGCAGCAGACAGUUACUUUCCGGAGAACGCUGUCGUUGAUGGUAGCGAAAGUGUCGCUAGUGAUCAAUUAGCCAAGAUAUUGCGGCGAGACAGCAGUAAUACACUGCCUCCCCGGUCGUCUAGCGGCUCCUGGGGCUUCCUGGGCUUGUGGUCAAAAAGACCUACUCCGACGGGUAGUACUGAGGGUCGGAUGACAGCAGAUUCCAACCACGCUGACAACCCAGCAAACGUCGGUCCACGCAGAGAGCCAAGCAAGCUGGAGUCGAUGGUGGGCGAGGCUGCUUCUGUAGCUAUUCCAGCUCGGCCGAAAUAUCCCGAACAGGUUCAGGAUCCUGGCUCGUUACCGAAAGAUCUCCCCAACAUUGGUACGCCACGUCUGAAGGUCGACGAAGAGGAUGGCGUAGUCGAUGUCGACAUCGGAAUCCCUGGCUUUCUCGGAUGGGAGGUCGAAGAUGGGCCAACUUCACCGCCGAUCCGCCACCACUCACUAUCAGGGAAAAGCUAUGAUGGUGCAACGUCAAUACGCAGCUCUUUCUCCCACUCAACAACUCUUGGUGGAAUGGCUAGAGGAGAGGAAACCAGUGUGGCUGGCUACCUCAAACAAUAUCAUGAAGACUUUCGAUUGCAGGCGGUCAGGCCGUAUCCUGACCUGAUGUCUGAGAUCAAAGAAUCCAUGCUCAGAGAAAGUGACACCACUCUCAGCAAGAAGCAGGAAUCGGUGAGCAUAGAGGACAGUGAGUCUGGAGCUUGGUCGGUGGUAAGCUCGACCCUGGUGGUUGACGUUCGGAAGUUCACCGUGGAACGUCUCGUUCUACAUCGCAAGCGACGUUUCGAUGACAAGUCAGACCCAGUGACGCCGGUAACUCCGAGUGGUCAAGCUUCUCCGGCCACGAAUCAUCGAUUCACGGUUGAUACCAUUGGAGAUUUCGAUCCAACCCUUGCGGAAGCAAUAGAAGGCUUGCUCGAUAUGUCUAGGAAAGUAUCUCACUUACGAUCUACCUCGGGCGUGACCGCCUCGGGUGUGGCCACGCCUCCAGCAUCCUUUGGCCGGGAACUUGAUACGCGACCAAGAGCCCUCAGAUCCAAUUGUCGCCACGCUGUUGCGGACGCUCUGGAGCAAGUCGUGAGGAGUGUCAGCGAGGGCUUGGAUAACCACGAGAACGGCCGCACCAUAGGCCCACCAGUAGGUUCAUCAAACACCAGCAGCUCUAAGAGCGUGACUGGCACCAACAUGCUUCGCGAAGGUGUCAAGAAUUGGCUCCUCAAAGUGGAAACGAGGAGGCUUUCUACAUCACAUGCGUGGAGAAACAACAAGGAUGACAGAGAGUGUAUUAGUAUGGAGUGA